UAAUGUAGUAUAGAUUUGCUCAUUUGUACUUGGUCGUGAAUUUAAUGCAUUUGGGUUUUUUUGACCAUUCCCUGGUUCUGUAUAAAAGUAGAGAAAAACUAUGAAAUUAGCAACGGUAAUCUACGCCUCGACGGUGGUUUUACUUCUCAUUGGAAUUCGAGAAAUGUUUUUCGGCUUCGAAGACAAUCAGUGUAGUAUGACCUACAUGUUUGAAUAUCCAGAGUACCAGAGAAUUAAGCUUUCAAAGAGAAUCUUGUCAAGAUUUCCUGGAUAUGGACUUUAUUUAUAUGGUGAAGGAUUAUAUGCAAAAGAGAAUCGGAAAAUGAAAUUGUCUGGUGUACCAGUUCUUUUUUUGCCAGGAAAUGCAGGCAGUUACAAGCAAGCCCGUUCUCUUGGAUCUGUGGCUCUUCGGAAAGCUGAGAAAAACAUAGAUGACAAGAUACACUUGGAUUUCUUUACUGUUGAUUUUAAAGAAGAACUGGUUGCCUUGUAUGGAGGCAGUCUGAAGAGGCAGACACACUUUGUUCACGAAUGCAUUAAAAUUAUACUGAAGUUGUACAAGGGUCAGGCAUCACCCCCAAAUAGCAUAGCAAUUAUAGGACACUCAAUGGGUGGAAUUAUAGCCAGGGCUCUUUUCUUACUCCCUAAGUUCAACCCCAACAUCAUCAACUUAAUCAUCACACAAGCUACACCUCACCAGGGCCCUGUGCUGCCACUUGAUAGCUAUAUCACUGAUUUUUACAGAUCAGUUAAUAACUACUGGAUGGACCAUGCUGUAGAGCUUCAAAAUGUCACAGUCCUGUCUAUAGGAGGAGGCUUCAGAGACUAUCAAGUACGAUCAGGUUUUACUGUAUUGCCUUGUCCUGCUGAUGAUCUCAACAAGCUUUCACUUGUGAGCACUGCUGUUCCAAGGACAUGGGUAUCCACUGACCAUCUUUCUAUUGUUUGGUGUAAAGAACUUGUUCUUGUCACUAUUCGAGCUUUCUUUGAUCUUCACGAUUCAAAUACUAAACAGAUAACAUCUGACCCAAAGAAGAAAAUAUUAGUUUUACGGCAUCAUUUUAUUAAAAACCCAGUGAAAGUGCUCAGUGAUGAGGAAAACAAUCCAUUUACAUUUGCAGCUUCACCAUACAUCUGGACUGAGGUGUACUCCUCUAGACUGAAUUACACGAGUCCAAAGGAACCUGAAACAAAAUACUUUUUAUUUCCUCUUUCAAGACAGAGAAGAUCCUAUAGUCACUUUCAUUGCAGAAACAGCAAUUUGGAAACUAGCAGUUGGGUUUUUGCCUGUUUGGCAAGUAAUGGCUCAACUUGUUUAGAAGUCAUUGACCUUUCUUUGGAAACAGAACUGCUACCAUUUUAUAAGGUUAUCACUUUAAAACUGGAUGAUUAUCCUUUCAUCUCUCACUUUGUAGUAAGUGCCUCAACGUUUUACAGCAAGGAGAUUAUUGUAAACUGUGAAUUUUUCCAAGAAGAUUUGCGGGCCCUCUCAUUAUCUGUACCACAUGUUUUAUCUCUUGGUUUGUCAGUUAGUGAAGUGGUCCUGAAUUCAACUGGCCUAAUUCACAGAAUUUUUCUUCAAGAAUUUAAUCAGGUUCAUCAGGCUUUUAAAAUACAGAUUGAAAGCAAAUGCAGACAUUUCCAAGAGAGAAUGCCUAGUGUUUACAGAUUUAGAGUGCCAUGGUUUCAUGAAGACACUGUUGUAGCUGCAAGUGUUCCAUCACAAACGGAGAUAUUUGCCAAGCUUCAUACAGGUAGUUCUGAUAAUGCCUCCAGUGCCAGCCUUCAGCUCUUUAUCAGCUCAAAGUGCAGUUACAAGGUGACAGUGCAAGUGAGUCUUUUUCAAAUCCUUGGGCAGAUAAUGCGUUUUCAUGGUUCCGUUUUGCCAGUCUACAUUGCAGUGAAUCUACUGUUAGUUUAUGAAGGCCAAAUGAAUUUCCUGAUUAAGACAGGACACACUGUGAGUCCAGUGAAAGCCCUUGUUGCUUCAGCUAAUCCAUAUAAGGUGCUGCCUGUGGUCAGUGUUAUACUUUACAUUUUGCGGAUGAAUUGGCUCCCAGAAGAACUUUUAACAGUUUAUCAUUCUCCACUGAAAGAACAGUUUCAGGUGUCCCUAUUGGUGCAUUUGUUAAUGUUUCUGUUUGGCUCAGGAAUUGUGUAUUGCAGCAUCACACUGUUUAGCCUAACAGUGAGGCUGUUAACUAUACCUCUAACUGUUAUUCAUUGGCCUGUAUCCAAAACAAGUGGUAAAGAAUUUGUGUCUUAUGGGCAGGCAAUUUGGAUUGCUUUACUGCUUGUCAUUUGCUGGACAACAUGUGCAGCCCUGGCAUUGAUCAUCACCUAUGGCAUCUCCUUCUAUAAGGUGAUCGGGCUGCAGACAUCAGAGAGGACACUGAAAAAUGUGCUUAAUUUGGCACCAAAAUUGCCUCCAAAAAAUGAUUUGUCAUCAGUGAAAAAUGAAAAUGAAGAGUUGAGAGUGUCAGAUGAUGAAUGUAAUUCUAAAUCUGUCAUCCCAAAUGGUAAUAGUCUAGUUUCUGUGUCUACCCUGGAAGAAAUCCAUGACAAUCUUCAACUUCAUAUGGAACUGUUGACUCUCCUUGCUGUACCCGUACUUUUGAAUGCACCUUCAUUUGUUUACUGGCUUAAAAAUCUCAGGUAUACCUUUUGCCUUGAUCCUGACCCUUGCUGGUUAUUGUCUAUAAUACUGGUCAUCUGUGCAGCAUUCCUUAGGAAGUCUAGUGUGGAAUCAAUACAAAAGAGCAAAUUGUUGAAAGUCAGCUCCAGAAUUCAGCUACCUCUGGCCAUGGCAAUGUUGAUUUUCUCAAUGAAUCACCUCUACAGAAUAUCCUAUUUCAUCACCUUCACCUUAGGCUUACAUGUACUCAGUGGCUUAAUUUAACCAACUGCGAAGAAUCUUGAUUUUGAACAUGUUUGCCUGAUACCAGGAAUCUUCAGCAAGGAAAGUACAUUUAACAUCUUACAGCUCUGAUAAAACUGGAGUUUCUCAUUAAAUUUCAUAUAUGUAUUAUAAAAGACUUUCAUUUAAAUGACUUUCUCUCAGGAAUUCUCAGUGAAACUCGACGAUUAGGUGUAAAGUACGUUCUUUGUACCAUUUCUUUUUUUGUUUUAACGAAGUGAGAACUGCAUUUCUUUAAUGCAGCUUUAUGUUUACAUUGUACAAAUGAUAAAUAUGACAGCAGACUUGUUCUGUAUUGUUUCCAGUGACCUUAAAGGAGGCAUAACCGAGAGAAGUUCAUGUUAUUAUUAAUAUAUUAACAUUGUACUAAUUGAACUUAUUUAAGCAAUUGUCUCCAGCAGCACUUCAUAUACACACUAGUAAAAUUUUUAUUUCUUGCCAGUAUCUUGCAGGGGAAUGAGAAAGUGAAACUGUGCAGAGAACUAUAAUUCCUACUUUCAAGAAACCACAGAUUAAUUUUAAUAAAUUGCAGAUUAUGUUCAUUUUAAGUCCUGAAAUAACCUGCACCUUUUACAUAAUGAUAAUUAAAGUAUAAUUUAUUUUUAUCACAUUGCACCAACAAAUUUCAAAACUGAAAAUCAUUUGUACUUUUGUUAGCUCAUCAGAAAUCUGAAUUUGCUGUUAUGUAUUUGAGUUGUAUGCUGUAAUUACUUGUUUAGAAAUAUGUACUUGUUUAAAUGUUUUCUGUACUGAAAAAGUGAACUGAUUUAUUGCAAGAUAUAUCAGCAGAUUUGCAGGAGUUCUUGGUAUUGAAUUUUUGUUAGUAUUGGUAUUUAAUCCAUGCUUGAUUUUUGAAUGUUGUUAUAUUUUAACAUUUUGUGCCUAUUUUUAUGUUAGUCUUUCAUAUAAAUAUUUAUUUUUCAUAAAAAUAACCAAUGAUUGUAUAGUAUUAAUGCUGAAAGUACAAUCAUUUCUUAUAAUUAGGAAAUCAGAACAUUUGCUUUCAUGAAUCUGAUAUUUUUGCCUGUAGUAACUCUCAGAUGUUUGGUAUGGGAAUCCAAAGAGUGUGCCUGUUUGCAUAUUUGGUAUCUAGUGACUAUUAUAGCUGUGUAUUCCUGAAGGAAUCUAUCUUUUAAAAUUACUGUUGUAAAUUUGAUGUGUAAAUUGAGAAUGUGAGACCAGGGUAGAUUUUGCUAUUAAAAGUAUACAUCAAAUAUGGUCACUGGUACCGUAAUCAGAUUGUAUGCAGAAAAAAUAUAAAUAUCAAUACAUAUUAGAGAGUUUUGGCACAUAUAAAAGCAAUGUUAAUACAUUACAUUAUAAAUUGUAAAUAAAAGUGCUAAUUAUACAAACACUUGCAUUUACCAUCAGAACACCAGCAAUUCCUUACAUAAAGUUUUAUAAAUAUUUAAAAGGAAUGCUAGUUCAUUCUCUGUUUUACACUGACUUAAAUUGUUAACGACCUUUUGAAACUUUAUAAGCUAGUGAUGAUACAGAACCAUCUAAAUCAUGCUUAUGACCUAUCCAAGUCUUAACUGACAUUAAAUGUUUACCAAAAACACAAAAUGUAGUUAUCUUUUUCAGGAUCAGAAAAAAUGCUAAACAUUAUUUUGCACUGUUUUCAAUUAGACUUUAUCCACUGAUCAAAGUGUUCUUGUUUUACACAAGUUAACAUAUAAUUUUUACAGAUAAUUUCAUGUCACGGUGCCUUGAAAAAAUAGUUAAAUGUUUCUAGUGUGCUAAUCUUAUAACAAGAUGAUACAAGUGUGCCACUUGUAAAAUGAGAUGCAGUAGUUUGACCAAGUAGGUGUUGCAGCUGUUUGAAUUGCUUUUGAAAUAUGAAAAUGUUAAUACUGAUGAAAAUGUUUCAUUUUCUACUUUGUCUUUUUGUGUGAGUAGUAAUAACAAUCUGUAUAGUAUGUACAGUAUACUUUAUUUCUUAAGUGAAAGCAUCUUGAAGAUAUGUUGGCAGUAUACUGGAUUAAACUGUAACAGAUAUAUUUACAAAUGACGCGAAGGGUUUCUUUGUAAAGAUUACGUAUUUGGGCAGUCCAGACAUACUUGUAGUCUCAUUGCUCCUAUAGACUGGGAGGAGCCAGCUUGCAUCUCUUUCUGGAGAAGACCUUGAUAAUACUCUGACAUAGCUACUGUAGAGAGUAAACUUUGAGUCUCCCUCUUUAGCUUGUUGUCACCAUGACCAUCAACAGGACAAAUGGGAUAGAAAAUAAAAAAGAAUGAUCUCCUAGAUUAAGCCAUAGAUUGAUACUGUAAUUAUGCUACUUUAAGAGAUGUCAGAUAUUUUCAAGUUACUGCCUACUUAGAUACUUCAUCACUGUGAUAAAAACAUCCAACAGUCAUGUUGAGGACAUUAUUCAUUAGUGCCUUUUGUAGAAAUGCUACAUAUUAAUCAAAUUCCUUUCAUUUAAUAGUUUUAUAUUUGUUUUUGUUUAGUUUACGGUGUGUGAACCCUUUGGAAUAACAUGUCCUUUGCAUUAAGUGGUCAUAUCAUAUGAUGUGAUCUUCCUUUUUCAUAUAAGUGUAUGUCAUUAUUCUCCUCCUUGGCAUCACCCAACUACUAUUUACCUUCUACUUGCGAACAGUCACCCUGACAUUAUCCAAUAGGAUAUCUUGAUAAACAUGGGAAUUCAUUUUCCCCUCAAAGAUGGCAAGCCAUCCAUGUCCCAGAACAGCAAAGCAGUGGCUUCCUCCUUGAUGUCCUGUCAUGAACAGCAUGUCCGUUCAAUGUUUUAUGUAUGGUAGACUCAUCAAUAAAGAUGUUAACCUGUUCCCAUGAUAGCUUCAAGCCUUUAGCUAUUACUCUGAGGUUUUUCUUUACCUCAUCUGCAUUGUGCUUUUCAAGUCAUCUUGACUGGGCACCUCCUUCUAGGAAGAGUUAUUUAACUGAGGACUGAUGAUUGUCUAAACUCUUUGAAAUUAGUUUGUAACCCUUUCCAGAAAUGCAAAUUAACAACU
This is a messenger RNA of Polypterus senegalus (gray bichir), 5890 nucleotides long. RefSeq names its product post-GPI attachment to proteins inositol deacylase 1 (gene pgap1). The transcript has 27 exons. Gene Ontology annotation, biological process: endoplasmic reticulum to Golgi vesicle-mediated transport; GPI anchor metabolic process. Bases 101 to 2899 code for a protein of 932 amino acids. Lineage: Eukaryota; Metazoa; Chordata; Cladistia; Polypteriformes; Polypteridae. Gene Ontology annotation, cellular component: endoplasmic reticulum. Gene Ontology annotation, molecular function: phosphatidylinositol deacylase activity. The record is from RefSeq and is a predicted model, not a curated record.